AGCCAGCUGAUUGCGCCGCACGCUCGCGGUACGGUCUGCGGCGGACAUCCGCCUCCGUGCGAUGCGGACGGUGGUCUGUCCACACGUGGUUCGCGGCCAGGUCCCGUCGACACGCCGAGACUUGGCAGAAUUCCGCAGUUUUAAACCAGCAGAGCGGAGACGCUUCAGAUCCGGGAACGCGCCGUCCUGCAGCAUCGCGCAAAAGAAAAUUAAAAAAAAAGAAAAGGAUCCGAGGAGAGAGUCGACGCGGGAGUGGCACACAACGCUACCAAAAGUAAUCGCUCCAGAUGGCGUUAGCUAGGGACCUGGGAGCAGGUCAGGAUGCUCAGACCCAGAAGGAUGCAGCCGAGCAGAACUUCGACUACAUGUUCAAGCUGCUGAUCAUCGGCAACAGCAGCGUCGGCAAGACCUCCUUCUUGUUCCGUUAUGCGGAUGACUCCUUCACUUCAGCCUUUGUCAGCACCGUCGGCAUUGACUUCAAAGUCAAGACCAUCUACAGGAAUGAAAAGAGGGUCAAACUGCAGAUCUGGGACACAGCAGGGCAGGAGCGCUACCGGACCAUCACUACUGCCUACUACCGAGGAGCCAUGGGCUUCCUGCUUAUGUAUGACAUCACUAGUAAGGAGUCCUUCUAUGCUGUGCAGAACUGGGCAACCCAGAUCAAGACCUAUUCCUGGGAUAAUGCUCAGGUUGUCCUGGUGGGCAACAAGCUGGAUUUGGAAGAAGACAGACAGGUCCCAACUCAGGACGCCCAAAGGCUGGCUGCAGAACUAGGCUUUCAGUUCUUCGAAGCCAGUGCCAAAGACAACAUUAACGUGAAGCAAGUCUUCGACAGGCUUGUGGAUGUCAUCUGCGAGAAGAUGAACGAGAGUGUCAAUGGUGUUGCCGGCCCCUCGGCUAACCACAAGGGAGCCAGCUUAAAGGACACGCCCCCUACAAACAGCGGCGGCUGUGCCUGCUGACACCCAGCGCCUCACAUUUCAGCGAACAGUGGUUUCCUACCAAUGUUAGACGCGUACAACACAUAUGAAUACGUUACACACAUAACACGUGAUGGUACACACAUACACACACACACAUCCAGGGAUGAAUCGAAUGGCAAAAACAUCUAGCAUUGUGAAUGUAUUCUUCUUUUUAGUUAAAAGUGCUGCUGCAAACCCGUCUUCAUUAUCUACGCGUUGGUCUUUUCCUUGUAUGGGUGUGGAUGCAGGCUUUCGUGCAUGUCUGUGAUUCCAGUGCGGCCGCUACAUUGAGAGUCCAGAGAAGUUAAAACGGUGUCUGCACCUCUCGCCUUCUGCGCUUCAUUGAUUCCCGUGUUAAAAAGGCUAACUGGCACGUGCUGGAAGCUGGAUGUGAAUGUGCAGCUCAGCUGAAGCGAUUUCGGCGUGGCUAUCGUUGGGGCUUUAGCUGUGGCAUGCUGCCCCCGUGUGGGAUACAGUUAAUAUUGCCCUUGCCUUUUUACACAUGCUAUGUAUGCUUUUCAAAAUGGAUGGAUUUUUUUUUCCUUUUGCUAGUUGUGUCCGGUGAAGAUGAUGAAAAUAAAGACAGAGCCAU
This is a messenger RNA of Lampris incognitus (smalleye Pacific opah), 1554 nucleotides long. It is a transcript of the gene rab3da, whose product is annotated as RAB3D, member RAS oncogene family, a. The coding region runs from base 288 to 962 and encodes 224 amino acids. Gene Ontology annotation, molecular function: GTPase activity; GTP binding. The record is from RefSeq and is a predicted model, not a curated record. Gene Ontology annotation, cellular component: plasma membrane; synaptic vesicle; endosome. The transcript has 5 exons. Gene Ontology annotation, biological process: regulation of exocytosis; protein localization to plasma membrane; protein secretion. NCBI's taxonomy places the organism in Eukaryota, Metazoa, Chordata, Actinopteri, Lampriformes, Lampridae.